AAGUCCCGGAUGCGGAAGUGCGUGCUGACUUCCGGCUUCGGCGGAGUUGGUGACGGUUGCGGGUUGGAACGCGCUGAGCCCGGGCCGCAGCCAUGCCUCGGAAGAUUGAAGAGAUCAAAGAUUUUCUGCUUACAGCACGGAGAAAGGAUGCCAAGUCCGUCAAGAUCAAGAAGAACAAGGACAACGUGAAGUUCAAGGUGCGCUGCAGCCGGUACCUGUACACGCUGGUCAUCACGGACAAGGAGAAGGCCGAGAAGCUGAAGCAGUCCCUGCCCCCAGGUUUGGCUGUGAAGGAGCUGAAGUGAUGGACCCCCUGCAGCCUCCCCCCUUUCCUGACCACAAAUAAAACCCUGAGUUGUUGUUCUCUGCCCACCUA
Messenger RNA from Colius striatus (speckled mousebird), 376 nucleotides. It is a transcript of the gene RPL38, whose product is annotated as ribosomal protein L38. The coding region runs from base 93 to 305 and encodes 70 amino acids. The transcript has 5 exons. Gene Ontology annotation, cellular component: cytosolic large ribosomal subunit; ribosome. Gene Ontology annotation, biological process: protein-RNA complex assembly; translation. Lineage: Eukaryota; Metazoa; Chordata; Aves; Coliiformes; Coliidae. Gene Ontology annotation, molecular function: structural constituent of ribosome. The record is from RefSeq and is a predicted model, not a curated record.